AUGGCCCACCGAGCAUCUACGAGACGUGCUUACGUGAGACACAAACAAGACGGAACCCCCAUAAUUCGUUACAUCUCAUUACUGAACCAUCUGAAGCAAAUCGCUGCGCAGUACGAUUUACAACUUGUUUCUGCCGGCCUGCAGUCCGAUGACUUGAGUGCUUCGUCGGCCUGGCGUCUAAUUGCGGAGUGCUUCUCCAUACAGAUUAAUUACGCAAGAUCCCCCCAACCCGAAUGUGGUCCUGUUGGAACCAAUGAACAUAAUGAAUGUGUGACUAUCACGGAUGUCCAGUUUGAAUACAGUCACGAUCAGAUCUUGCCAUGUCCAGAGUUGUUGGAAGAACUGAAUAGUGGCAAUUUCGGCUCCCUUUUUCGGCAUGUGAGCAAUCUUGUCACGGUGCACGCUGUUCCUGGCAACGCGGUUGAUCGUGCCAGAGCUUUCAUGUGUCUCGAGGCGGUUGAGCAGGAUAUUUCCAUGCUGAGUCAAGUGAACAGAGUCCAGGGCCCUGCCAUCGGUCGCUGUGAAACUUCUCUGGCGUCUCUUCGCCGUUCGUCGGCCGGUCAACAUGAUGGCGACGCAUUUGCCGUUCGUCGUAUGGUCAAUCAAUCUAUGGUCGGGCAUUUCCUUGACCGAGCUGGCGGACGCCUCGGUCAAUUGACUUAUCUUAUCACUCCUGCCCAGGCUGCUGUCUCACAGGCUGUCCAACCAACAGAAGUGCCUAACGGACCAAGUGCACCUCAUCAAAAUUCCACCACUGGACCGAAAACACUGGGUGGUUACAUGGCACGCGUUGGUCUUCGUCCAAGAACACCAUCGACGAGCUCGACUUUGUACCCGUCUCCCAAUUUUCAGCAUCUUGCUUUUAUGCCUCUGGUCACCCUUCAUGAGGACGCCGACGGAAGAAGGAUUCCAGAUUUCGCACAACCGGAUGAUAUCAAAUGCGUCGCAAUCGAAGCAGAAUUGGUGCUCUUUCUGGAACCCGCCAUUCCCAUGCCAGCGGAUGCGAUACGGGAAUUGGAACUCAUAACAGGUCUACCCAACAUGGACAUCAGCAAAAAUGGACAAGAAGAACAGGAUUUGGUACAACUUAUUUUGCAACGACAUGGCCAAAAGCAUUUGAGCCAAAUUAACACUCACUUGCAACUUCCCAAUCUGACUCAACAUUCUUACGAAAUCCGAUCCAAUGUCCGGGGUUUUUUGGUGGACACCGUCCCGUUCACCUGUUCCAGCCAGUUAGGGGCUAUUAUUGCCUUGUUGCGGAAACACGCUUCCUCCGCCGCGUUUCUAGAAUCUUUUGUGUUGCAUCCGAAAAGGCCGGUUGAAAAGGAUGAGUCUCUUACGUAUCAUUUCGUGGUCACUCUUGUUUCAAGUGAUCAUCUUCACGUACAGUUCGAUCACCCUUGCGAUCUCGGCCGAACGGUGCACGUGGAUAUCCUAAUCGGCCCUUUUGAAGUGGAAAAGGCGUUCGUGAACGCUUCUCGUGGUGAGCAGACGCUGAACCAGCUUGGACAUCUGCCCAGCUUACCAGAUGGCAAAGAGACUGGCCCCAUGGAUUCCAACCUUACCGACAUACUGGCCCGUACUCACGUGUUGCCUAUCGGUCUGGUUUGGCUGUUGAUGAAAUUUGGUUGUCCCAUACACCGUAUGCUACCACUGCGUCCCACUCAGACUCCUUCUAAUUGCGCGGAGAGCAAACCUGCCUCAACUCCCUUGUCCAAACCGAUACCCAAUCAUAAACUGUUCGAGCGUCUGCGCAAUAUGCUUAGUCAAGCCCGUUCCCAUGUGAUCAUUCAAGGUGCUACAGGAAGUGGUGGGCUACUCAGCGGUGCGGACCGACUGGCUCCUUUGGAUCUGGAUUCUCCGCUAUUGUCCACUCUGUCUUUAACCCCUGGAAUGACAUCUGCUAUCAAAAUACCUUCACUUCCACCCGGUGUCUUGGCUAUUCCACCUCCGACCUUUGCGCACUCAGAAACGGGUAACGAACUGGUUCCUGGUGCGCUUCAAGUCACACGGAACACUGAUUUGAGCGCAAAGUCGCGUGUUUCUGUCGCGCCUGCAUCCGCAGUGGUUUCGAACUUCAAUCCACGAACUCUACGACUGGACGACUUGCUAAUUGACAAUAUGCUUCAACAGAACCUAGCUGCACCGCAGCGUUCUGUCAAUUCCUCUGACCCUUGUUUGUCGUCCAAACUAUCGACUAGCAUUUCUUCAUCCAUUGGUCCAUCAUCUUCAGGGAAGUUAGGCAUUGGGGGUCAACACUUCACCUCCGAAAGUUCGUCACCAGCCCCGUCAUCUUCCGUUGUGUCGAAUCAACUGUCCAGCUAUUUUCCACCGAAGCGUCAGCAACCAACGUGUGCUAACAGUCUUCCUUUAUCAGGCACUUACAAUGCUCGUAUCCCUGCACCAGGCCAGUUCACUACUAUGCCUGCAAUCUGCGUUCCGGGUACCUUCGCGCAGAGCUCGUUGGUGAUGAAUUCAGUUCCUGUUACCAACCGUUUAAAUGUUUCCGCUCUCAACAACUCUCAAAUCCCGUCCUGCCCUUCUACCAGCAGCGGUUCGAUGCUCGUUAAUUUACUUAACGAGGAACCAAUCCCUCCUUCUAGUUCACUGGUUUCGCACCUGUCAUUCAACCAAAGGAAACAUGCUCCCUCUAUCCAGUCUGUUCCAGCAAUUCCGGGCAUUCUUGACACUAGUCGAGAGAGUUAUGCAGCAUCUGCUGGAGUCUUGCCGAACCGUUUCGGCGCUCCGACCUCUGCUCCACCUUCCAUCGCUGCUGCGUCAGUCAAUGUGACUUCAUCAGUAUCCGGAGGGAACUCCUUACCUUAUGUUGCGAAUUUUCCCACUUCUACAUCUCCUGCAAACGUGUUCCCGUCGUUAUCUAAGCAACCACACAGUUCACAGACCGUCCGUCAUCCGCUUAAUGUGGAAGGUUCUACACCCACAGCACCCACCAAACCUAGAUCCGCAACCUCAUUGCCUAGUCAUACUGCCACCAACGUUGGAAUGGUGACACCAAAGAAACCACGCAAACGACGCAGAGGCGCAUCUGAUUGUCUUGUGUCCGGAAUACAUCAGAGGCCUGGUUCGUUGGUGAGUUCAACACCUCGUUCUGUGGCUCAAAGUUCACGACAGGCACAUCCAAGCUAUCAUCGCGGCGCGUUCUGCCCGACAACCCAUCCUUAUGGUCCAGUGGUCAACUCAUUAGCGUCAUCCGUCGCGUCUAAUUUUGCCGCUACUUCCUCAGCUUCCACUGGGAGGUCUGUUUACGAUUUUGACGACACUCCGGGCCCGUUGUUUGAGAUGACUAACAGCAGCUCGCUGUCGUCCCACACUGCUCCCACCAGUGUCGUUUCUAAUUCAAAGUUGUCCUCAUCUGGCAGCAGUUAUUCUGCUUCCUCCUCCUCACUACUAAGCUCGUCUGGCCUGACUUCCACUGGUCUGUCAUCUGUCGGUGGAUCAAAUCCCACUCUUCCGGUACCGGAACGUACGGUGGAACGUAAGUCUAGUCUUAAAGUGACCAUUAAAAAGUUGCCACCGCAACCCAGCAUUUCCAAAUCAAUUACAGACUCUGCGGUCGCAAAAUCGGAGCAUUUGAGAACGGUUUCAGAAUCGUCGUCAGCUGAAGAAUGCAAAAACAAACACGGCUCUGGCGGUCAACCAGCGAAGAGGAGGAAACGGCGUUCUGUAGGUGGCAAACCGUCCGCUUAUAUGCUCCAGGUGUUACAGCAUUCGUCCUCGGCUGCUCCAACGAGCUCCAAUGUCGGUCCAUUCACUAGCGCAGUUAAACAGUCAAAGUGUGGAACAGCAGCUGUUGGUCAUGCUACCAUGGUUGUUAAAAAGGAGCGCAAACGACGCGCGGGUGCUGUGACUGAAAAGUCCAAGAAAGCUACUUCUAUAGUCCCACCAGCAUGUACCGUGCCUUCCAAUUUAGCCGAUGGUCAGUCUGCACUAACCUCGAGCAUCGAUCCAUCCAAAGUGAUUAAACUUGAUAGGGUAGUCUCAAAUCCAGCUAGAGUAUCUUCGAAUUUAUCGAACUUAACCCCGAGUACUCCUACUAAAUCGGCCGCUCGUCAGUCAUCUCCAUCGAAUGCGAAGAAGAAGCUGUCAUCAAUCAACCCAGUGACAUCUUCCUCAGCAUUGGCUGGUGCUUCAAUCGACGAGACUAUCCCCUCCAAACGCUCCAUCUCGUCGUUAAUGAUCGCUGUUCCUCAUAUGUCAGAGUCCAAACGUAAGAAAUCCUCCGAACCUAUGAAGUCUGCAAGUUCCUUUCAUUCUGUGGUUUCGCAACACCAGCAUGACGCGGACCACAGAUCACUCACGCCUACAGACUCUGGGGACUUAACACCAUCUGCUGGCUCAUUCGGGAAAUUGUCGCGUUCUGUGUCCAGCUUGGAGUAUCGGUCGGAUGAGCUCGGAACAUCCUGCUACUCGAAAAAGUCUCACACAAAUAAACCAUUUCUUUCCUCUGCAACCCCUACAAAUGCCACUCACGGUGGUCUAAUCAAGGGUUAUAAAAUACCGAAAAAAAAAUCUGUUCCCACCGGACCAAAGGUGCUUUUAAACGAUUGUCACUUGCAUUGCUCUGACAUCCCGAGCGCUAGUGUUGUAGCCGAUCUUACUCCGAAUUCUUCGAAGUUACGACCCACGGUGGAGAUCUUGGACUCCGUUUCCGCUCCCACUGCGUCGACUUUAACACCAGCUUCGAUUUUUGACACGUCUUCUUCUCAAUCCGAGUGUGCCGUAGAGCUGAAUUCCUCAGCACAGCUAAAUCCUAACCAAACAAAUCCGCUUCAGCUACCACCUCAGCAGCUACCGCGUCGGCAGCCGGUGAAGAGCAUUAGCGACAUCGUUGAUAAACUCAGAGCAAAGUCAUCAGGAUCGUCCGUCACCUCCGCACAAUUUCCCAUCGAUUCAAGCUCUGUGCCAAAUCCCAUUACUCCCUCCGAAAUUGAUGACAGAACUGCCAGUAGCGUCGUCGGUCCCCAUGAAAUCUCCUCGGAGAAGGAAGCUGCUCAUGAUCCGCGUGGAGACAAUAUUUUUGAGAAGUUUUACACGGGCACUCCCACAUGUCAGUCUGAAGCAGUUCGAACUAGUAGUGGAUCGGCCAUUUUGAAUAUUUCCACCGACGAAUCGUUGUCCGCCCCUGCGUCUGGCACCCAAAGUCCCUUGCCGACUGCGACGGGAAAUCAAGUGACGACGCCGUCCACUCUUUCCGAGGAUGUAUCCUGCAACGACGAUGCCGUGCUUACAAAAGAGGGGUCCGGGCAGAAUACACAUGAUUCCCGCACUCACUAUGAGCUAAUCAAAGCCCAGACUGAUACACCAGCUUCGCCAACUGAAUCUGGCCAGAGCAACAACACGCCCACCGUAUCAGGUUCCAUGAGCAAAAUCAUUCCAAUCUCCCCAACGAGUGCCAAACGGCUUGCAACCUCAAAUUCCUCUAUGAAAUCGGGGACCCGACACGGUGUCACUGGCUCACUGGUAUCCCGAAAGAACCUGUCAUCCUGUGGCCGGUUUCCUCGGCCUCCAGUGGGUUCUGUUGGGCCGCUGCAGGCUCAUAGUACUUCUGGCGAGGGAUACACCCGGUCUUCAAUCAGAGGGCAUCCCCGAUCUGGCCGAUCCUCGCACUCUUUCCCACGCAACCCGCAUCGAUCCAAGAAUCCGCGUUUCGCAAGCAAUCCGAGUUGGUCUUCGAACACCAUGGAAUUCGGCGGGCACCUUGGUGGCCAGAACGAUGCCAUGUGUGGUGCUCCUUAUCCUGGGGCUCUUCCCCCUUGGAUGUUAUCCUCUAAUGUCCUCCCACCUCCAGGUAGUGGCCCAUCCAUGCCACAAUUUUCCGAUCCGCAUCCUCCCAUGCCACAUCACCCAUAUCAUUCUGGUGGGGCACCCCAGAGAUCAAUGCGUCCUCCCAGCGGGUUCGGACCUACUGGACCAAAUAUGUAUGGAACGGGCCGAUAAAUUGUAUCAUACUAAGUCCUUCACUCCUAUCGAGCUUUCCACGUCAUCACACUUUAAUGUUCGCCUUUCAGAUGUGAUCUUUACACUCGCCCAUCAGAAGGCGCAUGAUUAUUUUUCUCCACCACCGGGUGUUCAUACUCCGCCCUACCUUAUGUACAGGUAUAAGCUUUGGUGAUUGCCCCCAGCUUCACAUCCUCUUUCAAUUCCCUCACCUUUGUUCAUUUUGAACCGUUGUAUUGUACAGUUCAUUUGAGUGCUGCAUCCGAUUUCAGCGUCUCACUUAUUGGGGAAAUUUUUCCAACAGACGCUCCGUGUACCUUAUACUGCCACAAGAUGAAAUAAUUAAUUUUAGGCGUUAUUGAUUUUUAAAAAAUACAUCGUUGAACCUUUCCUC
Messenger RNA from Dicrocoelium dendriticum, 6352 nucleotides. NCBI's taxonomy places the organism in Eukaryota, Metazoa, Platyhelminthes, Trematoda, Plagiorchiida, Dicrocoeliidae. The record is from the annotation of a GenBank genome assembly.